AUGGGCUCCCACGUCACCCCACAACCCCACGUCCCCAAAGCCGGGGUAUGGUGUCCCGCCAUCACAUUCUUCGACCACAGCACCGACACAAUCGACCUCGUCGCACAAAAGAAAUACUACUCCUACCUAUCCAAGACCGGACUAGCAGGUCUAGUCAUCCUCGGCACAAACUCCGAGGCCUUCCUCCUCACCCGCGAAGAGCGCGCCCAAUGCAUCGCUGCCGCUCGCGAAGCCGUCGGCCCCGAUUUCCCGCUCAUGGCGGGCGUGGGUGCCCACUCCACAAAGCAGGUGCUUGAGUUAGCGCAUGAUGCUGCGGCUGCGGGCGCGAAUUACUUGCUUGUGCUCCCGCCGGCCUAUUUCGGGAAGGCGACGACGAUGGGAGUUGUGAAGAAGUUCUUUGCCGAUGUGGCGCGUCAGUCGCCCUUGCCGGUUGUUGUGUAUAACUUCCCUGGGUCUGCUGCUAGCCGGGGAGAUGGGAAGAGUAAUGUGGUGGGUGUGAAGUUGACUUGUGCUUCGGUGGGUAAGAUUACGAGGUUGGCGGCCACAUUCAAGCCAGAGGAGUUUGCUGUCUAUGGUGGUCAGAGUGAUUUCUUGAUUGGAGGACUGAGUGUUGGAUCUGCUGGCUGCAUUGCGGCGUUUGCGAAUGUGUUCCCCAAAACUGCGUCGAAGAUUUACGAGUUGUAUAAGGCCGGGAAGGUGGCGGAGGCUAUCGACUUGCAGCAGAAGGCGGCGCUAGCCGAGAGUCCUUGCAAGAGCGGCAUUGCGUCGACAAAGUAUGCUGCCGCGAUUUACUCGGCGCCCUUGGCCGGAAUUGAGGGGGCCGAGGAGAAGGCGAAGCGAGGACGCCGUAUGAGGAACCCGGAGAGGGUGCUAAGAAGACGGUGA
This is a messenger RNA of Aspergillus bombycis, 885 nucleotides long. Its product is annotated as dihydrodipicolinate synthase family protein. NCBI's taxonomy places the organism in Eukaryota, Fungi, Ascomycota, Eurotiomycetes, Eurotiales, Aspergillaceae. The record is from RefSeq and is a predicted model, not a curated record. Gene Ontology annotation, molecular function: 4-hydroxy-tetrahydrodipicolinate synthase activity. The coding region runs from base 1 to 885 and encodes 294 amino acids. The transcript is spliced from 2 exons.